AUGCACCAUGUUUUCGAUGCAAAAUAUUGUUCGGGAUCCAAAUACACCGAGAUGAUUCAGCGUGGAUUUCAACCGGAACCUUCUUCAUACGGCGUGGCAAAAGUAUGCUCGGUGUUUGUGGACCGAUUUUUCAAUAUCUCGGUGCCUCCUUCAUGUCAAUCCGAUUUAUCACUCGGCAACUUUAAUUUACUGAGGUCUGAACAAAAGGAAAUCGCAAAUGAAGGAUCUCUCGAUUCCGACAAGAGUCUGCAGUCAUCUAGUUCAUAA
This is a messenger RNA of Plasmopara halstedii, 267 nucleotides long. RefSeq lists its product as uncharacterized. The transcript has 2 exons. NCBI's taxonomy places the organism in Eukaryota, Oomycota, Peronosporomycetes, Peronosporales, Peronosporaceae. The coding region runs from base 1 to 267 and encodes 88 amino acids. The record is from RefSeq and is a predicted model, not a curated record.